AUGAGCCGCCCCGACGUUCUCAUCGUAGGUGCUGGCCCUACGGGACUCGUUACGGCCCUGUGGCUAGUCAAACAAGGCAUCUCCGUUCGCAUCAUCGAUAAAGUGCGGGCGGAUGCAUCGACCUCACGAGCGCUAGCCAUCCAGGCGAGGACAUUGGAACUAUACCGCCAGCUAGAUAUUGCAGAAGACGUUGUCGCAAAAGGACAUAAGAUUCAAGCGACAAAUGUGUGGUCCGAAGGAUCUCACAGAGGGCGCAUCCCUAUCGGCGAUAUUGGCUCCGGCCUUACACCAUACCCGUUCAUUCAUAUCCUCUCUCAAGACCAGCAUGAGAGACUCUUGGAAGACCGCCUCAAUGCCCUCGGUGUCCAGGUGGAACGAGACCGAGAGUUGGUAGACUUUGCGGAGAACGGCUCUUCCAUCAUAGCACAGCUAAGGAAGCGUGUUGACGGCAAUGGAGAUGAAGAUACUGAGACCAGUGAAGCCACUUUCAUUGUGGGCUGUGACGGGGCGCAUUCAGCUGUACGUCGUGUUAGCGAAAUCGACUACGCUGGGGCCACGUACUCUCAUAUCUUCUUCGUUGCCGAUAUCGAAGGAAGUGGUCCAGCGAUCAACGGGGAAGCGCAUGUUACCUUCAACCAGUCCGAAUUCAUGCUGCUGUUUCCGUAUGAUGAUAACCGCCGAGCGCGCAUUUCUGGAGCCGUGGACGAUCAGGCGGCAGGAAAAGGCGUUGACAUAACCUUUGAGGACGUCCGCUCGGAGAUGAUACGUACGCUAGGGUUGCAGAUCGACAAGGUUAACUGGUUUUCUACGUAUCGCAGUCACCACCGCGUAGCAGCCGCUUUUCGCAAGGGCAGGGCAUUCUUGGUAGGCGAUGCGGCACAUAUUCACAGCCCAGUUGGCGGGCAAGGAAUGAAUACUGGUAUUGGGGACGCAAUCAAUCUCGCCUGGAAGCUAGCAGCAGUUAUCAAGGGACAGGCCACACUAGAUUUGCUGGAAAGCUACGAAAAGGAACGCCGAGCGUUUGCCACCCAGCUAGUCAACACAACAGACAGCGGAUUCAACCUCGUUAUCUCUCAGGGCUACUUCGCCCGAAUCCUGCGGACAUGGGUUGUUCCCUAUGUUGCGCCCAUGCUCGCCAAGAUUGACCAUGCUCGCCACAAGGUCUUUCAAAGGGUCUCUCAGAUCAUGAUCAAUUAUCGACACAGUGCCCUGUCGACUGGCGCAGUCGGCUCGAUCCACGGAGGUGACCGCUUGCCCUGGGUAACUGUGGGGGACAUUGACAAUUUCGAGAGCUUGAAGUCAAUAACCUGGCAGGUGCAUGUUUAUGGUGAGCCCAAGGAGGACCUGUUGACAUGGUGCCAGUCGAAGAAUAUCCCCUUGCAUACCUUUUCCUGGGGUGAGAAGUAUCGAGCUGCCGGGUUGCAAGCUGAGGCAGCGUACCUUAUCCGACCGGACACAUAUAUUGCAAUCGCCGAGCCCUCGGGCGACUCUCAGGUAUUGCAAAAGUAUUUUGAGGAUAUUGGGCUUGACUUGUGA
Messenger RNA from Aspergillus calidoustus, 1536 nucleotides. The record is from the annotation of a GenBank genome assembly. NCBI's taxonomy places the organism in Eukaryota, Fungi, Ascomycota, Eurotiomycetes, Eurotiales, Aspergillaceae.